Molecule: messenger RNA, 1470 nt
Organism: Penicillium samsonianum
Lineage: Eukaryota; Fungi; Ascomycota; Eurotiomycetes; Eurotiales; Aspergillaceae
Exons: 2
Coding region: 1-1470 (489 amino acids)
Source: RefSeq, a predicted model, not a curated record
AUGGCCUUUUCACUUUUACCAGCCGAGCUGAAACUUAUGAUCUUCGAAUACCUCAUCGCUGGAGCGGACGUGGAAGAGAACUUCAAACUGACACCCUAUGCUACCGUCAACCGCGAGUGGCAGGGGAUAUUCGAAGAACAGAUUUUCGAACACAUCCAAAUUACCACGGGUAAGCGAUUGGCUGAUUUCAACCACCGAUCGUGGGUGAGAACCAGAAGCCUGAUUCGAAGUAUUGCCUUGACUGUUGAGCUGGAGUCUUACUAUGAUCAUGGCGACGCGCGCUGCCGCUACGAAAAUGAAGACGAACAGAGACGCAAUAGCGAGAUCUUUACAGUCUCGAUCCAGUCGCUUUUCAAUACUCUAGCCAAAUGGCCAAGAAGGGGAGAUGAGGUCUUUACUCUUUUGAUCGAGACGCAGUCCCCAGACGAUAAAAGUGCCCAAACCCCCGAGGCUUGGGAGGAGCGGCGGUUGCGCGCGCGAGAGUCCCACGAUUUUCUGGAUAAGAGAUUUGAGAGAUCAUGGCUCCGAUUCGACGAGAAACUUGUUGGUGUUAGAUGCGCAUCUGUCCCUUUGGUCACUUGCCUUGUGGUCACAGGAGGCCAGAUCAGAAGAGACAAUUUGAGGAAAAUCGAACCUGUUUCAUGUUCUCUCAUUAUGGCGAAGUUGCCUCGACUCGACCAUCUGACGCUCUAUUUGGAUGACCGUUGCACGUGGAAUCCAGAACUCAGAUAUCGCCACCGGAAAGACUUCGCAGACUCUAUUCCCCUGUGGCCUCGCAGCUUAACGUACCUCAUCCUUGACUUCCCCUUCAACGAACCUUCCGAUGAGUUUUAUCCUCCAGCAACCUCAACGGUGGAAGGAAACCCAGACCCGCUGAGCUCGCGCCUGCACGAACUUUCCCAACGACUGUACGGACUCCACGCGGACCGAGGUGUAUUCGGAAGAGAAGUAUUCUGGCCCCUGGUUGCACAGGAUAACGCCGAGCUUCCCUCCUGGCCAGAGCUAAACAGGAUGACCUUGAGCUAUGUGCCCAUAACACCAGGUGGGACUCGCAUGUUCGAAAAGAAUGAGCCAGAACAGAUCCUGACGUUGGGUCAUCAUUCCACCAUCGACCCGACAAUCUAUGAAGAAAUGGAUGACACUGAUAUCGAUUGGGUUCCCCCUGAGCAGCGCAGGAACAGAUGGUUUCGCAGAAAGCCCAAUCACGAAAUUUUCAAUGAAUAUUUUCUAACAGCUGGCAAGGCUGCUCUUCGGAUGCCCAAAAUGAUCAUUAUGAAAAUCGAAGUGGUAGAAGGCGUAAAUAUGCUCGGGUUUCGGUACGAAGUCACAGACGGAGUUGCGAAGGUAACCUGGUUAUGUGAUUGGGAUCUUCAAGCAUUUGAAAUAAGCAACGAGGUCUUGCAGAUCUGGGAAAAGGUUGCUUACCAACACACUGGACGUGAUCUUGAACUUGAGUUUGACAGAUAUUGA